AUGUUUAAGAUUACCGCCAUUGUCUCUUUAAUUCUUAUUGCGACAUGGUCGCAGGCAGCUUCUAGACGACAUAAGAAGGAGGGAUCGUCUUCCGAGGAGUUUAACACAGGUAACCUCCUGGCGGCUGGCCUUUCCUGCAAUUCUUGUGGCAGCGAGUGUGCGUCCGCAUGUGGUACGAGACAUUUCAGGUCAUGCUGUUUCAACUAUCUAAGGAAGAAACGAGGUCCCGACGCAAAUAAUAUUAAGCUUAUACCACAAUACGUUCGCGAUAUGAAAGCUCCAAAGAGGAUCCAACGACCAACUCUACCGAUGAUCGUAGUCGAAGAAACACCCAAACAAUGGUGGAAAGAAAUUAUUUCAAGCGACUUUGAACCGUAUGUGUUUGAUGGUACAGUAGAUCAUCGAUUACAGGCGCUAUACGACGUCUAA
Molecule: messenger RNA, 429 nt
Organism: Parnassius mnemosyne (clouded apollo)
Lineage: Eukaryota; Metazoa; Arthropoda; Insecta; Lepidoptera; Papilionidae
Source: the annotation of a GenBank genome assembly